AUGACAGACCCAUUGAAGUCUUUCGAUGACUCGGGCCGGCCAAAGCCGGCCGACAUCUCCAAGAAAGUCUACGCAAUUGCCGGAAUUUCAGUAACGGUAUUUGGAUUGGAGGAGCUCCGUGCAGAAGCAUCCGAAGUAGCAUGUUUAUGGUUACUUCACCCGAGACUGGCUACUCAGGAACGGAUGACUGGGAUCGCCAAUUCAUCCAUCACCGACUGGAACACAAGAAACAAAGAUACGCCCUCGGCGAAGGGAUUGAUUGCUGUCUCUUUUGACCAACGGAACCACGGAACUCGGAUGGUUGAUCCUCUUGCCAAUGAGGCGUGGAGACAGGGCAAUCCUCGCCACGCGCAGGAUAUGUUCUCUAUUUUCCAGGGCACUGCCAGAGAUACAUCGCUACUGAUGGACUACCUCGCAGCCUACACUUUCCCUAGUGGUGAGCACCAGAUCACCGAGAACUUAGUUCUGGGAGUCUCGUUGGGUGGACACGCGGCGUGGAGCUGUCUGCUGCACGAGCCUCGCGUGAGUGCCGGAGUAGUGAUCAUUGGAUGCCCGGACUAUAUCAAUCUCAUGGCAGACCGCGCACGACUGUCGAAGCUGCCAUCAUGGACAGAGAGCGACCCCCCAGGUGCCAAGGUUCUUGGCUCAGAGGCGUUGCCAACCUCAUUCCUGGAAACAGUCAAGCAAUACGACCCGGCGAGUAUGAUGUUGAAGCAUGUGGACUGUGGGUCCUCCACGGGGCCUUUGCGCGAAGGAAUCCUGCCUCAGCCAUCGGAAACGGAGCAGCAGGUGCUCCGGCCACUCUUGACCAAGUGCUUGGCUGGGAAGCGCAUCUUGAAUCUGUCGGGUGGCGUGGACAAGCUUGUGCCGUAUCAUCGCGGAGAACAAUUCCUUGAUUGGUUCAAACAGGGCAUCUCGUCCGAUGGGUGGUUUGGUGAUGGGGCGGUGUCUUUCGAGGAUAUCAUUGACCGGACGGCGGGUCACGAGGUGACUGGGAAGAUGGUCGACGAGGCCGUUCGGUUUAUCAGCGAGACGCUGACAGGCUCGGACAAUGCUGGCCGACGUGGUUCGGUGCGGGAGUCGAAGAUCUAA
This is a messenger RNA of Penicillium nucicola, 1092 nucleotides long. RefSeq lists its product as uncharacterized. The coding region runs from base 1 to 1092 and encodes 363 amino acids. The transcript has 2 exons. NCBI's taxonomy places the organism in Eukaryota, Fungi, Ascomycota, Eurotiomycetes, Eurotiales, Aspergillaceae. The record is from RefSeq and is a predicted model, not a curated record.